CUUGUGCAGGGGAGUUGGACUAGAUGAUCUCCAGAGGUCCCUUCCAACCUCAGCCAUUCUGUGAUUCUGUAACAAGAGACCCUGGACAACAAAGCACUCGCCCUGUGGAUCACAUAUGCAUAGGGGGACAUGGACAGCUUUGUAGGCUUGUGAUUCCUACUUGCAUGGGAGAUUGAUCCUAUUCAUCUCCCAUUCCUCUGUCUAGCAGGAGUGCCAAGUCCUGCCUCCUCAUCCUGUGACUUCUCCUCUCCGUGGAGUAUCCUGCAUCCUUUUUGUCUCACUGCUGUGAUUUCCCUGAAUUUGUUCACGUUGGUCUCUUGGAUGUAAUGUGAUUCAAUACUUCAUACUGUGGAUAAAAUAUUCUGUCAAUUCCAGAUGACUUAAGCUGUCUUUGCUUUUCUGUAGGCAGAUUCAAGGGACUUUGCUUCAGGCAUAUUUCAGAUUUUCACACGGCCAUGUGCCUCUGUCACAGCACAGCAGUAACCACUGCUGUUUGAGGCUAUUCCAGCAACUGCUUUCUUGGCAGGAUCUUUGCCCAAAGACAAAGUAGGUACAGAACCUCCUCUUGAGACUCAUUUUGGGCACAGUGGCUGGGAUCAAAUUUUCUCCGACGUGUUUCCUGCUGUGGGUCACAGCCCAUUUCUCACCGGAUGUUUUCAGGUCAUACAUGGGAACUCUUGAGACCCUCUAGUCUGGGACCUUUUUGGUGAAGGACCAAGCGGUUGCCAGGAGAUAAUCAAGGGCUGGCUGGUGGCAACCUUCUCUUUUGGUGGCCACCCUUUCCUCAAGCAGUCAGCAAAGAACAGGAACAGGGGCUCAGCCCACUAAUAAAAGGACCGGCAGUGCGAAGGCGUAUCGAUCCUGGAGCACGAGAUAACGGAGAGAGGGAAAAAACAAGCACGAAUGGCUGAGUGCAAGCACCGGUGGAUGGACAACAGAGGAAUCUACACAGAAUUAAGUGUCUUCAUAGGCUGGCACUAGACAAUUACAUUAGCUUAACUCAUAAAUGCAAAUUAAUACCUGAAUAAUUCUUUAGAUAUUUUGCUCAGCCUUGUGCAAACUGUAAAAAGCUACAAGAAGCUUCAACAGCAGCUAGCCCUGGACAUGUCUUGACAGAGCAAAAGGAGCGGUGUGAAACUAUUCUUAAAUGGAAGAAAUCAGAAUACUAAAAAAAUAUUACUCCCAGAAAUGAUAUUCUUCUAGAUACCUUUCUUCCACUUCUUGAAAUGGCAGGUGAAUUGUCAGACUGCCUAAUGUGAAUUUUUCUGUGGUAAAAGACAUUAAAUUUCACUCAUCCCUUUGUGAGCCAAAGGACUGGAACUCAGGGAAAAAUCCCAGAAAGCCAUCCAAUCUUGAGCUGAAGACAUCACAGUGAGGAGAACCGAUUUUGUUCCUUGUGGUUUGCUAGCCUUUGAAGCACCUUUCACUGUUUAGAAAGUCAAGCCUAAUUUUUAAAUUGAAUCUAUCUAUCUUGUUUAAGCUUCCGGCCAUCAAUUUAAGUUCUCUCUUUCACUGGACUAAAAUGACUUCCAGAUACCAGGAAAGCACUACAUAAUUCAUGUAUUUCUAGGCUUUUAUUUUUUUAAACAGCUAGAGACUUUUAAGCCUCUGAAUCCUAUGAGGAUUUUUUGUGCCGUCUCCAGUUUUCAGUCUAUUCAAAAAUGUGGAUGCUAAACCCGAUACAAACUCAGCUUAUUUCUGCUAGCUGCUCCACCAUUAGCACCCCAAACAGCACUGGCUCCUGUGUUCCAAAACCUCUUUUUGAGGAGUCUUACGAUUGUGUCCCUUCAACCUUUUCUAAGGUCUCUGCUUUUCAUGAUUUAGUAAUCCCUUCUAGUUACCUUUUUUUGCAUUUACUAAUCACAGAUACAUAAUCUUGCAUUUAGACAUAUGAAGACACAACUUGGUUGAAUGGUUCCGUUUACAGAGUAAUCCAGUCUGUGCGUUUGUUCUGCAUUACUGUUAUUACUUUCCUACUCCAGCAAUCUUUGCGACACCUCCAAAUAUACUACAGCAACCUUUGCGACACCUACAAAUACAAUCAGCAGCAAUGCUGUAACUACCUCUGCAUCAUUGAUGAAAGUGUUUGGCUAGAUACCAUAACUAAGGCUCCUCCUCUAAGAACAGUCCGACUAUUUGGUCAUUUUUGUAAUGAUAUUUAUUUCUUUGGAUGUCAGUUCACCGGUUUUAAAGCCAUUUAACCCAUUGAAACUAUGUUAGACUAAUUUGUGUAGUAUCAAAUGUACUACACCUACACAAUUAAUUUUAGGCUCAAGUUUCUCACCUACUCAAGUAAUAAAACUAGGGGUGUUUGCCAAGAUCUCUGCUCCUUAAACCGCACUUACUGGUGUUGGUUAUAUUCCUAUCCUUUUGCUCUGUAUCACAGAAAUCCCUUAUCUUCUUUUCCGUUAUUUUGGUCAAGACCGAUGUCAAGACAAUGCACUUAUUGGUCCCUGGCCCAUUCUGCUCAGGCAUUCAGAAACCAGCCUUCAUACUAGUCUUCCUGGAAUUGCUCAGGCCUUUUGAGAUCUACAUUUAUCAAUGCAAAGGGACUAGCCACCUCCUCUGCCGACAAAGGAAGCCAGGAGGGUAUUUUGAGGAAGGUACCACUCUGCAUUUGCCCUAUGUUUGUACUUCUCACUAUGCAGUGGUUACUGCUAGAAACAGCUUAUGAGACGUAACAAGAUUUUUGGUCUGACAGCUACUCUUUUAUGUUCACUUUUAAGACUCCACGGUUAUCUGGACCUGCUGAUUAAAUAAUAUGAAUAUAAUGAUUGUUUAUCCCUCAUACUUCCUGCACUUUAGGACAUAUAUUUGCCAGCAUGCCUGUGUCAGCAUAACUAUCCCAAGUAUACUAUGGGCAAAAAAACGUCCUUAGUACAGUUGUAGCUCACACCACAAAAAUAGCGCUUUGGCUGGCAUUAUUUACUCCAUCCUUCCUUUUCCCUGAGUAAAGCAAGUUAAUUCUAAUGAAGAAACCGACCUGGCUGGCAAACUUAUCCCAACAGAAGUUCAUAACAUAAACCUUGCGGUUGCUCGUAGACUGAAAACUGCUUUUAUCUAAUCUUCAUGAGCUACAAGCACAUUUUGCUAUUUUUUCCACAAGGAAAACAGAAGCACUUAUUCUUCCACCCCUUCUUCAUCUAGUGAUGGAGCCCUUGCAAAAACCUGUUGUUCCUGACAAUGAGCUAAAAAAGCUCUUUGUCCUCCGCUCUCCUGGUCGGGGCAGUUUAGCGCUGAUACAUGCAGCAGGAAAAUGCAAAGCAUGGAUGCUAACUACGUGGGGGGUUGGGGUUUUUUGAAAUCCCCAUUUGUUUAAAAUGCAUGUAGUCUUUGAUGUGUAUCGUGGGUUGCUUGGGUGAAAUUAGUACCUAUACUCCAUUUUUCCUGGAUAUCACAACUAAUGGCUUACCAGAUAGUAGUAUACAAGCACUCGGAUUUUCAGCCUCAAAAUCACAUGUGAUUUUUUGUAUUUAGCUAUACCAUACUGCUGUUUCUUAUGUAGUUAGUUUCAAAGGCGGAUUAAAGACAACUGAAAAUGAAAAGAGGUUUCCCCAACUCUUCCUUUCACUAGGUCAGCAGCUACUACACUUUCGAGGUAAACCUUUUUAGUGCUGUUAAGAGCAAUUUUGUUAAUCCUCCUUAGCCAUUCCUUUUUAAUCAGAUAAUUGCAGGCAAGUAUUGGAGCAGGUGCUCCAAUAUUAAUAUUAAUGUGCCCCUAUUCAUAACUAAAAUUGAAAAAGUUAUGGAAAGAUUUAGGUCCUUGAAUAAGAAGAAAGGAUUUCCUUUUUAUUAAAAGUUUCAAACAGAAACUGGAAGACCGAAAAAGUAUUUGUAGAAACUCUAUGAAAAUGCAUUACCCAAAGACUAUUCUGGGAGAAUGAGAACAAAACCCCCACUUCCUUGCCUACCUGGUCUCCCGUUUCCCUCCCUCCCUGUGACUGCACAGAAAAAAACCUGAACAUAUCACUUCAACGGGCUCAGAAUGUUCUUACCGUAAAGUGAAAUAACCUUGAUUUAACUCUAAAUGACCAGUCACCAGUAGUUGAUGCGUUUGACCAGGUGGAAAAAUUGCUACUGUAAAAGGAAACAUGAUAAACUGGCUGAUAAAUAACCUGAUUUUGUUGUAGAUCAAGAAGCAAACAAAUCUUCAUGUAAACGACUACAAACCAGUCAACAAAAUGCUGAUGACCCUCAGUGUGGCAUCUCGUUUCUAUAACCUAGGGCUGUUAGGAAUGGAGGAGGUAUAACUUGAGAAAUCUGGCAGUGUUACUCAGCACAGUUGUGUUUGCUAAGCAUCUUACAGAUAAAAGAAAGGGAUCUAAAUAAGAGACAAGAUAAAUAGGAAGGAACUGUGACUGCAAAUGACUCUUUAGUAGUUAACAAUUUGUUCUCAUGUAAAUUAUCAGUGAGAUGGAGGAGAACAUUAUCAGCCAUACUUGCAGCCAGACCAACCUUUUCAUGACCUGAAGGACACACUGAACUGAUAUUACACAGACUUACUCUUUUAAGAAAACUGAUAUAAUCUGAUCAUAUUGUAAUAACCAACAUAAUGAUUAAAUCACCAAGUAAGAAAUUACCAGCGCAUACCUUCAGAACUAAUUCAGUGACGAGCAGAAUUUAAGAGGACAUCUCAACAAAAGCCACAGGCUUUCAUUUGCUUUUGUGGGGGCAGAGUAAAUCAGAUACAGCACUCUAUCUACUGCUGAAUGACAGACACUAAAAUAAGCUCUAGGAAAAAAUACCCUAAAGAAGCACGGGAUGACAGGUAAGAUUAGAGUCAGAAGGUAAAGGCUCUGUUCAUGGAAUUUGGGGAACCAUCAAUACCAGGUAUCUACUGGCUCUGCAUAAUGCAUCUGACACAACCUAAUCUCAUUAAGGUCAGAAAUCCCAUUACUUACAAUACAUUUUUACCAGUGCCUACCUCAUUCCAGAAGUUACAAAAACAAUUGUGCAAGUAAACCUACAUUUUUACAAACUGUUGUAAGCCUACUUGUUGCAUCUGUAGUUUUCAAGCAUGUUCUGCUCUUGGAUUCCUCCAUUAACUGAGAGAGCAGAAAUAGCUGUGAAUAUCAAUUGUAAACAGGGCUUCCUUUCUGGCAGCCCAACAGACAGGAGCUACCAUCUUCCUCAUGAUACCAGGAUGUUUGUGGCCUCCUGGUUGCCAUCAAAAGCCCUAGUGGCUAGGGAUAACAUCUGGGUGACAGCUGUAUCAGGAUGAAACGUCCCUCUCUAACGACUCAAAAGCUGCCAGUAUCUGACUCUGGAAAACAAGGGGAUAAAUGUGAAAUAGUUACAUGCAGACAGGAUGAAUGACCAACCAGGUUACAAGUUAUGAUUCAGAUUUUCACAGAACGUCUAGCCAUAAGCUUUUCCGAGGUACCAUAGCUUUGCUGAGGUCUCUCCCUGCAAUGACCUGAUCAUUUGGAUAUGCUGAAUCUUUGAGGGCAAUAUGGCCAUUCCUUACGUGAAUGCCAGAGUAAUUUAAAUGUUCACUGAACCAAAGACCUUACCCUGGAAACAGGAGAAAAUGAAGAUAACCCUGCUGUUCAUUAGCAUUUUCCUUGCACUUGAAGUUUGGUGGCAAAAAAAUGGCUUAAAAAUCAUUACUUGUUGAGGGUGGAAACCUCUCUCUCUGGAGACCAUCUAGUCCAACCCCCGUGCUGAAAGCAGGGUCACCUACAGCAGGUUGCUUAGGACUGUGGCCAGUCAGAUUUUGAAUAUCUUCAAGGAUGGAGACUACACAACCUCUCUGGGCAACCAGUUCUGUUCGACCACCCUCAUAGUAAACAUUCUUCCUUAGGUUUUAAUGGAACUUCCUCUAUUUCAGUUUGUGCCCAUUGCCUCCUGUCCUUGUCACUGAGAAGAGUCUUGCUCCCUCCUCUUUGCUCCCUUCCCCAUCAGGUAUUUAUACACAGUUAAAAGAUCCCUCCUGCGUUUUUUCUUCCAAGCUGAACGACUUCAGCUCCCUCAGCCUCUCCUCCUGGGACAGAUGCUCUAAUCUCUCAAUUACUUUAGUGGCCUAGCUUCUAUGAAAGUAUUUUAUAAUAAAGUCUAUUAGAUACAUGUUCCAACAUACCAAGGAUGUUAUUGAUAGUUAAUCAAAAACAGAACAAAUAGUUUGGGCAUUUUUUACUUUUCUCUGUCAUAUUUACCUUGUUGUUGACUACGAAUCUAUGAUCAUCUUUCUCUGGUCUUAUUACUUUGGCCUCUUCUGUCCUAAUAAGGACAUUUACUUAAGAACAUUUUGCAUUAACAUCACAUGUACGGUCAAGCUGAGCGUUUCUUUGUAAGGUAAAUAUCUUAGGAAGCUCUCCUGCAAAACAAGACACAGGGCUGAUUCUACAAAAGUAGAAUGAUGGCCUUCAUAGAAUUAAUCUUAUGAAGCGUUACGCUUCUGCUUCUGGUCUCAGUAUCGUGAUUAAAGUUUGCACAGCGCUCAGAGUACACAUUUACCAUAUGCUACACUGAAAUAAAGUACUUCACAAGCGUUACCCAAGUUACUUUUUAAGCCUGUGUGAAAUGAGAAAGACCAGUGCCUAAAAUUAAAGCUGAGUCAAAGCUGAACCGAAAGGCUCAUUCCCACCAUAAACACUGCAUGUAUGCUGUUCAUGGCGACCUAGAUAAGUAACGUUUGCAUCACUUGAUAAGUGCAACAGCCAAUUUCCCUCCAGCUUAUUUAACUGGCAAGAAGAGCAGACAAAGUACUCUCCUCAAGGCCUGAGCCCUCAAUUACAUAGGAACCCCAACAGACUUGAACGUACCUACUCCCCUCCACAAAGUCACACAGACACUGUGACUGAUGAGAGUUAAAGGCCAUGGAUGAAGAUGGGCUUGAAUUGCAGCCACAUGAGCCAAAUGCGUUUUUUGAUCCAACAGGAGCUGAUGCAGCACACAUGGACGGAGAUCAGAUUGUUGUGGAAGUACAGGAAACAGUAUUUGUUUCAGAUGUAGUGGACUCAGAUAUAACUGUGCAUAAUUUUGUUCCUGAUGAUCCAGAUUCUGUAGUAAUCCAGGAUGUCAUUGAGGAUGUUGUUAUUGAGGAUGUUCAGUGCCCAGAUAUCAUGGAAGAGCCAGAUGUGUCUGAAACUGUCAUUAUUCCUGAACAAGUGCUGGACACAGACGUAGCUGAAGAGGUUUCUUUGGCUCAUUGCACUGUCCCAGAUGAUGUUUUAGCUUCUGACAUAACAGCAGAAGCAAUGUCAAUACCAGAACAUGUACUGACAAGUGAGUCAAUGCAUGUACCUGAAGUUGGACAUGUAGAACAUGUAGUUCAUGAUAAUGUUGAAGAAGCAGAUAUUGUCACUGAUACUCUGGGAACAGAUGUUGUUUCGGAAGAAGUCUUGGUGGCAGACUGUGCGUCAGAAGCAGUGAUUGAUGCCAAUGGAAUCCCUGUGGAACAUCAAGACGAUAAGGGCAACUGUGAAGAUUACCUUAUGAUUUCCUUGGAUGAUGCUGGUAAGAUAGAACACGAAGGUUCUGCUGAAAUUACCAUGGAAGCAGAGUCAGAAAGUGGCUCUUGUAAAGUGGAUGGCAUUUGUCCAGAAGUCAUCAAGGUCUAUAUAUUCAAAGCAGAUCCUGGAGAAGAUGAUUUAGGAGGCACAGUAGACAUUGUGGAGAGCGAGCCAGAGAAUGAUCACGCAGUUGGAUUACUUGAUCAAAAUAGCAGUAUUCGUAUUCCAAGGGAGAAAAUGGUUUACAUGACUGUAAAUGAUUCUCAGCAUGAAGAUGAAGAUUUAAAUGUUGCAGAAAUAGCUGAUGAGGUUUAUAUGGAAGUUAUUGUAGGAGAGGAAGACGCAGCAGUGGCCCAUGAACAGCAAAUUGAUGACACUGAAAUUAAAACUUUUAUGCCCAUAGCUUGGGCAGCAGCUUAUGGUAAUAAUAAUGAUGGGAUUGAAAGUCGGAAUGGCACUGCAAGUGCUCUUUUGCACAUAGAUGAGUCAGCUGGACUUGGGAGACUGGCUAAGCAAAAACCAAAGAAAAAAAGGAGACCUGAGUCUAGACAGUAUCAAACAGCAAUAAUUAUUGGUCCCGAUGGUCAUCCGUUGACGGUCUACCCCUGCAUGAUUUGUGGAAAGAAAUUUAAAUCUAGAGGUUUCUUGAAAAGGCACAUGAAAAACCACCCAGAGCACCUUCUUACUAAGAAGAAAUACAGAUGCACAGACUGUGAUUACACUACGAAUAAAAAAAUAAGUUUACAUAACCACUUGGAGAGUCAUAAGCUGACCAACAAAACAGAAAAGCUUAUUGAGUGUGAUGAGUGUGGGAAAAGCUUCUCUCAUGCAGGAGCUUUAUUUACUCACAAGAUGGUGCACAGGGACAAGGGAGUUAAUAAAAUGCACAAGUGCAAAUUCUGCGAUUAUGAGACAGCAGAACAAGGAUUACUGAGUCAUCACCUUUUAGCUGUCCACAGCAAGAACUUUCCUCAUAUUUGCGUAGAGUGUGGCAAGGGAUUUCGUCAUCCGUCAGAGCUCAAGAAGCACAUGCGAAUCCACACUGGUGAAAAACCAUACCAGUGCCAAUAUUGUGAAUACCGAUCUGCCGACUCUUCUAACUUGAAAACUCACAUAAAGACUAAACAUAGUAAGGAAAUGCCAUUCAAGUGUGAUAUUUGUUUCCAGACUUUUUCAGAUACCAAAGAGCUGCAGCAGCAUACGCUUAUGCAUCAAGAAAGUAAAACACAUCAGUGUUUGCAUUGUGACCAUAAGAGCUCAAACUCAAGCGAUCUGAAACGACACAUAAUUUCAGUCCACACAAAAGACUAUCCUCAUAAGUGCGAUAUGUGUGAUAAAGGCUUUCAUAGGCCUUCGGAACUGAAAAAACAUGUGGCGGCUCACAAGGGUAAAAAAUUGCACCAAUGCAGACAUUGUGACUUUAAGAUUGCAGAUCCGUUUAUUCUGAGUCGCCACAUACUCUCAGUUCACACAAAGGAUCUUCCAUUCAGGUGCAAGAGAUGUAGAAAGGGCUUUAGGCAACAAAAUGAGCUGAAAAAACAUAUGAAAACACACAGUGGCAGAAAAGUUUAUCAGUGUGAGUACUGUGAGUAUAGCACUACAGAUGCCUCAGGCUUCAAACGGCAUGUUAUUUCCAUUCAUACAAAAGACUACCCUCACCGUUGUGAGUAUUGCAAGAAAGGUUUCCGAAGGCCUUCAGAGAAGAACCAGCACAUAAUGCGGCAUCAUAAAGAUGUUGGGCUGCCUUAAAGUCUCUUUCACAGACUUACGGCUGGAAUUACAAAGGAAUUUUGCCUUUCAGGCAGUUAGCUUAUUUUAAAGCCAAUCACCUGCGAUCACACACAGAAAAACAACAAAAAAAAAACAUACUGUGCAUUUGAUUUGUUGCUGUAUAAAAAUAGGAUUAUUGCUUCUAGUUGACUUUUAUACCUUUUGUUCAAUAGCGUGUUCGGAAUUCUAUUCAGUUUGUUUAAUAAAUGAAGAAAAGAUGGCAACAAUAAAGUUGCAUUUAAUAAAGUAAACCCUGUCUCAUACUGAAUUUUUCAACCAUAAUAGCUUAUUUAAAUAUAUUUAUCUUACUGACCUCGUUGAUACUCACAGUGUCCAUGUUAAAGCAGUUUUGUCAUGAAUUUAAAAAAUACAAAAUUUCUCUUGAUUAAAAUUAUCAGAGGUGUAUAUAAAAUGGGGAAUUGUGAUGUUGAAGAUAAAGUCACUAGGGCCCACCUAAUUGUCCUGUUUUAACUAUACAGACUUUGUGGCAGGUUAACUAUCUUACAUUUGAAGAGUUACACUUUUAACAUUGAAGAAAGCUAUUCUGCAUUUUAAUUCAGGUUUCAAAGGUAAAAACUUAAAAAAAAAAAAUAAUGGUUGGGGCUUUUGUUAUCUUUCUUUCCUUUGGAAGAUUUAAAAAUAUGCUCAGAUAUUAUGUUUAUUAUUCUGUGCUUCUUUGUCUUUGAAAGGUUGUGUGUUACAAAUUAGUUGCUUUUUUUCAAUUUACUGCUGGCUUGAUGUUGGAAACAUGAAAUGUUGUUGUUCCAUUUGCAAAGUUGGUAGAUUACAACUGUUUGUACAUGCAAGUAAAUGUACUUAAAAUGUACUUAAAAUGUACUUAAUGUUGAUAUUUCUUCAAAAGAGCAGUAUGUGGGUCAAGUCGCAUUUUUAUUGUGAACCGAUACAAAAUUUCAGACCGAGAGGUGCCUCGAUUUUGGAAAUCAGAUAUUUACAGUGAGCGCUUCAGGUGGGAAUGGAAUGGAGCAGAUAUGUUCCUAAGGAAUAGAGAUGUUUUUAUGUAGAUAUCCUUAAUAAGAGAAGUAACUUGUGAUAGUAACAGAACUGUUUCUAAAAUGAAUGUUUUUCCUGAGCCAUUAGCAGCUGUGUUAAGCUGCUGUUUAUUAAUUAGUUCAGUAUCCAGAAUUAACCCAGUUCUUUUCAUCUGCUUAUAAAACAGCUGGGAGAACAUUACAAUUAUUACGUGCAAUUUUGCCACCUGAAGAUUAUUAUAAAAGAGCGCUCUGUCAUUUGCUAAUUGCCCUAUAAAUGUACAAAGCACAAAGUCACGUAUCUUGACAACAAAUGUUGAACAAAAAAGCCAAACGAUUUAGUCACCUGGCAGAGUUGAGGGCCUAAUCCCGCUGCCCUUCCUCAAACUCCCACUGACGCCACUGGCUGACUCGGGAUUGCAGAAUUUGGACCCGACUCUAACUACCACAUGUGGAUUGGCUGUAACCAGUAAUGCCAUCAACUGCUGGUAGAUUCAUUAUGUUCAGUGGCACAGUUCCCUAAUGGAACAGAUUCAGAGCCUGACCCAGGGUUUCCUCUAGGUUCUAGGCAGGUAGACUUCCUACUGAAAGGAAACAGGAAUUUGAGUAAUGAUUUCAGGUUGGGGGUCAUAAAGGGACAAAGGUUUCCUUUCAGCCACUCAUCUUCAAAACGUUUUGUAUUUUGUUGUUGUUGAGACCUGUUGCUCAGUCCUUUUUGUUUCACUGUAAGCUUAAAUACUUGUGUUUAGUUUGAAUUUCCUCUUCGGUUCAGGCGAGUCUAAUGCCGUGUCAUUAUCCUUCUCCGUUGUAUAAUGUUUCUUUUCUUUUGAUGCCUGUUUGACAACGCCAACGUGCUCUUGCGUAAUAUUGGUAGUAACGGGCCGUGAGCCUUGAGUGUGUACUGCCUCGGUUAGGCGUGCUACUCUGUGCCUUCGUUGAAAACCCCAGCGAAGUCAGUGGAUUUUCUACAUGGCCAUAGCUGUCUGCCCGCUGCCUACUGAUUGCCAAAUCAGAUGCAUUAAAAACCCAACAGAUAUUUUCAAUUCAAAUCUUGCAAAAUAUAUCUUUCUUUGACUUUAUUUCCCUCUUACCUUCAAGCAUUUUGUAACUGGAAACCUGAGAAAUGUACAAAAUUUGCCUAGAUUCCCAUAACGUUGCUGAGGAUGUUAGCCAUUUUGAACUUUAUUUGUUUAAAUAAGCUGAAAGACAAAGAACACAAUUUUACACGUUUUCUUCCUCUUACGUAGCCUGGAAUCAUACACAUCCCUUUUUUUUUUUUUUUUUUAAGCACAAUGUUUAAACUUUUUUUUUUUUAAUAAUUAAGGGUUUGGUCAAGUGGAUUUUGUAAAAUGUAUUUGUCUGUAUAAAGAGAAAAUGAAAUUAUAGUUAUUGUUAAUGUACUGACAUUAGUUACAGGUUAGUUUUAAUUCUUAAAUAAUUUGAUUAGCAAAUGCUAUAAAAUGGAUGUUUCAGUUUAAUGUUUUAAAAAAGGUACAGAUUUUUACAAGGACAUAAUAUAAAUUAUUGUUCUGUAGAAAAUACCCUGUUAAAUAUUGUAUACGUCCUGCCCUCUGUACACUUUGUAAAAAAGACAAAAGAAAAAACAAAAUACAUAGAAUCAUAUAGGGAUGUGUGACAUUAUUGUAAUUGUGUACUUGAUAAUAACGUGAAAAAAUAAAAAUCAAAAUAUUUUCCUGUUAA
Struthio camelus australis is the source of this 11914-nucleotide messenger RNA. Lineage: Eukaryota; Metazoa; Chordata; Aves; Struthioniformes; Struthionidae. The record is from RefSeq and is a predicted model, not a curated record.